UACGUUGAACGUGUCUUCGCAGGUAGGCUGCGGAUAGGAGUGUUUACAGGGAUGCACUCGUUUAGAGACAAAGAUCAGUGUGUACAUUGACAUUUUCUAAAGAUGGCUCACGCAGCAGCUGCUCUUUUCGUCCUGUAACCGCCUGAGUUCAGACCGAGCAGUAGCUGCAGUGGAGCCUGAUAACUGACAGCUAGUGGACACUGAGCCCAGUGUCGUCCAGCUCGUCGCUGUGAUAUGGCGGAGAGCGGGUCGUCAGCUGAAUUCUCCAGCUCCCUGACGAGUCUUCCACCGCCGAGGACCCGCAUCUUCAAAAUCAUCGUGAUCGGGGACUCCGGGGUCGGGAAGACCUGUCUCACUUACCGCUUUUGUGCCGGCAAGUUCCCCGAGAAGACCGAGGCCACGAUCGGGGUGGACUUCAGGGAGAGACUGGUCGAGAUUGACGGCGAAAAUAUUAAGAUCCAGCUGUGGGACACUGCAGGCCAGGAGCGUUUCAGGAAGUCCAUGGUGCAGCACUACUAUCGCAACGUGCACGCUGUUGUCUUUGUCUAUGACAUCACCAACGCUGCCAGCUUCCACAGCCUCCCUGCCUGGAUCGAAGAGUGCAAACAGCACGCACUGGGCACAGAGGUACCCAGGAUCUUAGUCGGAAACAAGUGUGACCUCCAAGACUCCGUGCAAGUGAACACGGACUUGGCUCAACAGUUCGCAGACGCCCACUCCAUGCCGCUGUUUGAGACAUCUGCAAAGAAUCCCAACAGCCAAGGAGACGGAAACUAUGGAAAUAGUGACCAUGUCGAGGCUAUUUUCAUGACAGUCGCCCAUAAGCUAAAGUCUCAGAAGCCCCUGGUGCUCAGUCAGCCCCCUGAGGCAUCAGGGGGAACCAUCAACCUAAACAGGGGGCGGGAUGAUGGGGGGGACGGGACCAGGAGCUGGGGCUGCACCAGCUGCUGAGCUAACGGAGAGGAUAGAAGGAGACGAGCUCGGCCCAAGGCGGCUGAUGGCCGAUGAGGUUGGAGGCAGACGGGGCAGAGCAAAGAACGGAUGUCAAAAAAGAGAAAAUUGUUCUUAAAAAUGGCUUCACAAUCAGAAAAACACAGACGAAUGUUUCCAGUAGAGGAUAUAUUAGUUCACUGCUUGUGCUUAACUGACUUAUAACCAUUUGAGGCAGUAUGUGACUGUCUGGGAUUGGCAGGGUUCAUGGAAAUGAACUGUGCCAAUGAAUGAUUGGAAAACUGGGGCCAAAAAUCUGAUAUUAAAUCAGUAAUUAUUCUUUUAACUCCUUCAGCAGAGGCAGAUAUGUAGGGUCAAAAUAACAGAGCACUUUACAAAGUAAUGCACUACAUGCCAUUUAAUUAGACUGUAUGUUAGAAGAGCGGUGUCACUGUGGUAUUAUAAUGUUUGUAGACUGCAUUAUCUUAAAGGUGUUGGUUAUCUCUGCCCACCCCGUGGGUGUAAUACUCUGCAGGUGGCUGGUUUUAGUUGUCUCAUUAAAGGCUCCCUGUGAAGUUUGCAUCUAAAUAGUAUUUUCACUCUUUGUUUAUGUUGAGUGCGAAUAUGCAGAAGCAGUAUUCUGAAUAUUUCACAUGGGAUCUGGUCUUCCCAGUCCACGGUCUAUGUUUCUAUUCUGGGACACCAUCAGACUAACUUUGCUCAAGUAACACUACAUUUAAUUCUUUAUUCCUGGGACUUUGAAUUUCCAGUGUAUCCCCUCUGUUCAUACACUUUCUUCUGAUUGGUCGCCCUCCAUAAGCUGAGGGUGUUUUUGCUGAACUGCUUGCUUUCUUAGCUUGUUAUCACCAUUAAUGCUAAAGUUAAUUAUAAGAACCAGAAACAGGCGCGUGCUAGCAGGCUGUGCAGACUGUUAAAAACAGCGGCUACUACUAUGAGUUGAAAACUUUACAGGGUGCCUUUAAAUCCUGUUGCUUUUACUCCAGUGAUUAAAAAAUUGCCAAUGGAAGUCCACUUAUAUUAAUAUUCUGUGUGUAACUUAGUCAUAACGAGUUCACUGAAAUACUAAAUUGGAAUGAAAUGCAUGGAGGGAACAAUAUCCACAUUAUUGACUUUUUAUAGAAAAAGUGGAGUUUUGUCCACUCAGUUUUGGGCUGAUUUAUUGAGUUAUGGACAACCUUUCUUUUUCCUCCCACUAUAUGAACUUUAUUAUUAUGCCGAUGCAUUUGCAUCAGUUGAAGGUUUAAAGAAGGACUGACUAUAAAGUCUUUAACAAAUAAUGCAAUUCAGCCAAACAAAAAAGAUUUAACAUCAAGUUCAUGCCGUGAUGUCUGCUACUGGCAUCACACCUAGUGAACCACUCACUUCUGUUUCAGCUCACUUUUGUUUUUACAGCUGAAGCUGUUUCAGAGAAAACGAUAUUAAUCCACUUCCCACUGUUCCUCCGAACAGUGGGGGAAACUGCUAAGGUGUUUUCAGUGCAUGUACAGUCAUUGCUAAACACAGCUACCAGUAGAUAUACUUGGUACUUAAUGUCCUGAUAAAUGUCCCAGGAAAGCACAAAAACAUCCACAUAAUUACGAGACAACUCAAAUUUGUUUUUUGAGCAAAAUCUUUGCUAAUAAAUUGUUUGUAGACGUAGCAUUAGCAUUAGCGGACAGUUAACGAACGGUAUUAUCUUUCACACCUUUACUGAAAAAUUGUGCCAAUAAAAGGUGAGGAUGGAAAAAUUGGAAAGAAAUAAAUGAUCAAGUCUUUUUCAUGUUAGGCCUUAAUAUAGCUCCUCAUAAUUGGAGCUAAAAUAUCCAGGAAAUCGUGGCUACCAUCUAGCUGCUAAUCUAGUUUGCUAAUUUCCUCUGUUUUUGUUUCACUUCUGAACAGUGGGAGGAACUGGUAAGGUGUUUUCUAUGUAUGUACAGUCUGUGUGCAGCAGUUGUUAUUAUUAGGCCUUCAAAUGAACCUUUAUAUACUGCAAUAGAGUACCACAGGAAACAGUCUGAAAAGAGCUAGCAUCGUUUCACUCUCUUUUCUCCAGGUUUUUGUUUUUGAAUGGAUUUGCUUCCUGAAACAAGAUCUGUAGUUUUACUAUAACAUAAAAACUGGGAGUAAAUACCCUGCUGAUGAACACUGAGAUUGUGGUUUAGCUAAGAAGUGGUUAAAUGGCAUUGCAAAAGUUGUCAGGAAUAUAAAAUGUAACAGGAGCUAAGCAGUGGGGAUGCUAAAAUGAUUUGCUGACAAAUUUUAUUAAGAUAUCGAUAAAUCUUGAAAACACCUUUGGCUUUUUGAAACAUUUUAGAUUUAUGCUAAUGUUCUAAGAUGCCCCACAAAAAUAUGGCGCUAUUGCUUUUCCAAUUCCUAAUGUUGUCUGUAAUUCAGGAGCAAUGACAUAUAAGGAAUGUGCUCAGUCAAAAGGGAACCUUUAAGGGAAAUACUGGUUAAAACUUUUUGUUUGCCUGCUUCUUUUUAUGUGUAGGGUACAAUUCUGCAUAGCUGGCCAAUCAGAUGAUUAAAACAAAUGCCUCUCAUUCAAAAGUAAAAGCUUUCUAGUAAGUAUGUAUCAAGGUGGUGGUGGUGGCCUAAGACGCCAGCCAUCCACCCAAGAUGCAUUCUUCAGAUCCCCUCCCAGAUCAUUAAGCCCUCACUCACAUGUUUGUCUGUGUGACCAUAACAACUCACAGGAUGGUGGGGAGGGGGAAACACCUGAUGAAGGAUUGACACCUUGGCUAGCGUGACCUAGAGGUGUGAAUCUACUCUGAAACCACCUCCAAGAGGACAGUUCAUCAAAGGGUUAAAUACCUGGGACUCUCAAUUUUUAAAUAGUUUUUUCUUUACAAAAAAGGGAAAAGUAACUAUCAGGCAAAUUGUUAUUGUAGACAUUGCACUGACCUUGGAUUUCCCUACUUCAUAGUGUGUCGCUCAGGUGUCUUAACAUGUGGAGUGAUGUCUACAUCCGCUACUUAGAUUACACAUAAGCUUGUGAUAUAAUACUAAGCAUGUCUGGCAGCAUUCUACAAUAAAUGCCAUCUUUCCCUCCACAAGCAGCGACGGCCCCUUGGCUGGUGUCCAUAGAGUAAUUUUGUGGCUUUGUGUCAGUUUGUGCAUGUCUGACCACAGCUGGUCCUGUGGCUAUUCUGCUGAUCACCUACAGGUUUUGCUUACGUCGUCUUAAUACACAGACAGUAAAUGAAAACGCCGCUUUCUCUCAGGACUUCCUGUUCACAGCCCAAGCAUCUGUGGAGCCUGUCAGCGAUGUGACUGGAAUGGAGGGUGGGCGCUGUGUGGGUUUUAAUUGUUGUGGGUUCGGCUGCUGCUUUUUUCUGUUCGCAAAGUGUCCUUUGUUUUCAUUCCAAGUCCGCCUUCACACUGGGCUCUACUGUAACUUCCUUUGGUUUACUUUUGUUCUUUAAAGAUGCAAGACAGGAUUGCUGUAUAUCUUACUGUAAAUGGGCCGGAAGAAAUGAAUGAAUUAAAUCCAUUAAACUGGUGGAGAAAAAGGUA
Molecule: messenger RNA, 4446 nt
Organism: Pelmatolapia mariae (spotted tilapia)
Lineage: Eukaryota; Metazoa; Chordata; Actinopteri; Cichliformes; Cichlidae
Gene: rab33ba
Product: RAB33B, member RAS oncogene family a
Exons: 2
Coding region: 235-951 (238 amino acids)
Biological process (GO): regulation of exocytosis; Rab protein signal transduction
Molecular function (GO): GTPase activity; GTP binding
Source: RefSeq, a predicted model, not a curated record